AUGGCUCCAAAUUUAAAUGGAGUUAAAAACUCAAUACAUUCUUUGGGCAUACGUCAUGGAGAGAAUCUACGAAUAACAGUAGCUGCCAAUCAGGGCGGACGUAAAUAUAUGGAAGAUCGCGUACAUAUUGAAACUGUUAGGGACAAGAAUGGUUCUAUUAAAUUUACAUUCUGCGGUAUAUUUGAUGGCCACGGAGGACACGAAGCUAGUGAAUAUGUUAGGAGAAAUUUGUUGAACAACAUUAUGGCAAGUGAUCUAUUCGACUCGGACGACGAUGAUGAUGUACUGGAAGCGAUUCGUCUGGGUUUCCUCGCUACACAUCAUGGAAUCUGGAAAAUAGUCUCUGAGUGGCCCCGAACUGCUUCCGGAUAUCCUAGCACUGCUGGAACGACAGUGAGCAUUGCUAUUAUUAGAAACGGGAAACUCUACACUGGCCAUGUUGGCGAUUCUGCGAUUAUCUUGUUGAAGCGAUCAUAUCUCAAGGACAAUUCCGAGGAUCUUGUUCCUCUUAGGUUGACGGUAGAUCACAAGCCUGAAAGUGAAGAUGAACAGGCUAGGAUCCGUAUAGCAGGAGGAUCGGUGGCCUUAAAGAGUGGCGUGGCACGUGUUGUAUGGACUCGUCCUCUCAAGCAUCACAUAGGUCCAGUUAGACGCAGUACGCCAACGGAGAGUAUUCCCUUUCUCGCAGUUGCUCGAAGUUUAGGUGAUGUGUGGUCCUACUGCGAAGAUACCAAAGAAUUUAUUGUGUCUCCGGAACCUGAUUUGGCGGUUCGAGAAAUUACUGGGGAUGACGUAUGCCUUGUUCUCGCAUCUGACGGCCUGACAAAUGUUCUUGGACCAAUUCAGGUUGCUGCAGUCAUUGAUGAGGAAGAAUGUGUCACUCAAAUUGGAGUUGACAGAUGUGAAGAUUUAGUUUAUCGUGACAAGCACACUAACUUGGCUAGAGUUCUGGUUGCAAAUGCAAUACGCAAUUGGCGACAUCUUAGAGCCGACAACGUAACGGCUAUAACCGUAAUGUUCGACUCGCCCUAUGCCGACUUGCCACCGGAUCACCCUUGCGUGGAAGAAUACAUUGAGAACAACUAUUCAAUCGACAAAGUAUUCAUAGACGAUCCAGAAUGUAUGAUUAGGAUCUCUCCAUCCGCAACUUUGAAACUGCUCACAUACCGGACUCCUAUUGUUUACAAAGGCGCCAGAGAUCCGCACUUCUCAGUCGUCGACUACACUGGGCCAGGAUUCAUGACACACACUGAAGAACGUUUAUUAGAAGAACGAUAUCGAAAAUCAUAUCAUGAAGCCACUGAUGGAAUUGAUAACGGACUUGAGAUUGCAUCAGAGGCAGCGAUAAGUUCACAGAUGGACGCUAGCAUUAUUUGCUCGGACGUUGCAGAACCUACAAUUACCGUGCCAAAAUCCAACGGAUGUGAUGAUCGAAUCAAGCCGACUAGAUCUGGUACACCUUUACUGAUCGAGAGUCAUGAGGAAACAGUAGUCAUCAGCACUGAGAUGAAAACAACUCCAAAAGCUGUUGAUAUAGAUGAGGAUGGUACAGACGAAGAAGAGGAGAUGCAACCGGCUCCGAUGUCGCAAGGAACCAAUAAGCGCCUUUCCAAGUCGCCGAACAGUAGAGAUGACGCUACAAUUGUGCCAGAGAAGCGGAUCACUAGAUCCGCCUCCCGAGCGCCGAACGAGGACUGCUCGACCCCAUCUCGCACACUUGGUGUUGCGGUUCGACGUGCAUCAGGGACACUUACUAGAAGGGGACCGUGUCGAUCAGCUUGUGUUAACGUGGAGGAUAAGGUAAUUACUCCAUCGGGAUCGGUCGAUAUCAAGAUACAUGUCGAAAGUUCAAUGACACCUACUUUUGGAAUGAUUACUAGAUCGCGCGAUCGCAGUUCGACAACGUUGGUGGUUGAUGUACGUUCCCCGACUCCGCGGAGUGCUGCGAAACGAAGUGCUAUUCCGGUACCACAAAUCCGAUCGGUUUUAAAUGAAACCGAUUCACCGCUUCCACCUACUCCAUUGACCGGCAGUCGAAAGAGAUCACAUCGUGUGCUGCCUUUGGAUUCUUGCGGUGUCACACCUAUCGUUCAUCGGCUUAAUCUGGAUACAGCCCGACGAAACUCAUCAGAUUUAAGUGAUACAGGGUCCAGUGCUGUUCCACCAAAGGUGAGAAGUGCGCCAUCUACACCUUCUAAAGCAUGCAGUAGCUCUUUUCGCAUGGGAAGCAAAUGGUCGUUGUCGAAAUUGGAUGGAAAGUCUUCGCUAAAGGAGGAGUCAUCGGGAGCCUUGGAGUUGGGAGAACCACCAUCAAAAAUGCGGCGGAUAUAUGGCUUCAUGCGCCGUCUUGUCGGUUUUGGCCUUGGAAAUGGACAGUAG
Molecule: messenger RNA, 2379 nt
Organism: Necator americanus (New World hookworm)
Lineage: Eukaryota; Metazoa; Nematoda; Chromadorea; Rhabditida; Ancylostomatidae
Exons: 19
Coding region: 1-2379 (792 amino acids)
Biological process (GO): peptidyl-threonine dephosphorylation; negative regulation of gene expression, epigenetic
Molecular function (GO): mitogen-activated protein kinase binding; protein serine/threonine phosphatase activity
Source: RefSeq, a predicted model, not a curated record